AUGGUUAUGGCACCGACUGCGUGUUCACCCGCUGAAUCAGUAUGCAUGAUUAAACCUGCAUACGACAAACCCGACUACCUGAAUCUCCCGGUUAGUCAAGUCAGCAAUCAUGGAGGGGACGACCUCUCGCAAUCUAGGCUGGCUGCCAAGGAGCUUGUCUUGGACGUGCUGAAGAAGCGCGCCGCGGAAGUUGAUGUGGACCGCUGCGGUCCUGGUGAGGAGGAUGCGUUCUAUGUGGCAGACAUGGGCGAGGUCUACCGGCAGCAUCUUCGAUGGAAGAUGAACUUGGGUCGCGUCAAGCCAUUCUACGCGGUCAAGUGCAACCCCGACCCGGAGAUCCUUCGUCUCAUGGCUCAGCUUGGAAACGGCUUCGACUGCGCGUCCAAGUCCGAAAUCGAUCUGGCCCUUCAGACGGGCAUCGAUCCCAGCCGUAUCAUUUACGCGCAGCCCUGCAAGACCAAGUCCUACUUGCGCUACGCCGCCCAGAAGGGCGUCAAGCAGAUGACCUUUGACAAUGCCGACGAGCUGUACAAGAUCAAGGCCUGCUUUCCCGACGCUGAACUGUACCUCCGGAUCCUCACCGAUGACUCUACUAGUCUCUGCCGCUUGAGCAUGAAGUUUGGCGCGUCGCUCGAUGUGGCACGUCAGCUUCUGGAGCUCGCCCAUGAGCUGGAGCUCAAGGUCGUCGGCGUGAGUUUCCACGUCGGCUCGGGCGCCGAGGACCCGGCUGCGUUCUUCAAGGCCGUUCAGGAUGCUCGACUGGUCUUCGACCAGGCUACCGAGGUGGGCCACGAGCUGCACACCCUGGACGUGGGUGGGGGAUUUACUCAGGAAACAUUCGAGAAGUUCGCCGGGGUGUUGGGCGACGCUCUCGACUUGUAUUUCCCGCCCAACAUCCGCAUCAUCGCCGAGCCCGGUCGCUACUACGUCGCUAGUGCGUUCAGUCUGGCCGCCAAUGUCAUCGCUCGUCGCGAUGUGCGUGACCCGGAAGACCCGGCCAACGACGCUUUCAUGAUCUAUCUCAACGACGGCGUGUACGGCAACUUCUCCAACAUCAUCUUCGACCACCAGCACCCGGUGGCCCAGAUCUUGACCUGCGCGUCUGGCUCGGCCGCGAGCUCGCCGUCUGCUUCUCCGAACUCUGCGACUUCGGAGGGCAUUGCCUAUUCUAUCUGGGGACCGACCUGCGAUGGCAUCGAUGUCAUCACCCAGCGCAUCGAGCUGCCCGGUCUCCUGGAUGUGGGCGAUUGGCUGUACUUCGAGGACAUGGGCGCCUACACCAAAUGCAGCGCGACCCGCUUCAACGGCUUCUCUGACAACCACGAGGUGAUCUACAUCUCGAGCGAAGCCGGCGCCUCUGCUCUUCUCGAGUAUUAA
Molecule: messenger RNA, 1377 nt
Organism: Aspergillus melleus
Lineage: Eukaryota; Fungi; Ascomycota; Eurotiomycetes; Eurotiales; Aspergillaceae
Gene: SPE1
Product: type III PLP-dependent enzyme
Exons: 2
Coding region: 1-1377 (458 amino acids)
Cellular component (GO): cytoplasm
Molecular function (GO): ornithine decarboxylase activity
Source: RefSeq, a predicted model, not a curated record